Molecule: messenger RNA, 2862 nt
Organism: Aureobasidium musti
Lineage: Eukaryota; Fungi; Ascomycota; Dothideomycetes; Dothideales; Saccotheciaceae
Source: the annotation of a GenBank genome assembly
AUGGACGGCGCCCAUAGUUCCCAANNAAGACCUGCCGACUUCUAUUCCCACAACUCUAGGACUCCCGAACCAGAAACCCCAACUGUAGGUCCUUUGCGCAUUCACAAAGUAAACCAUUCGACUUCUACAGCCUCAACCACCUCGACUCCCUCGAGGACAUCAUCAGAAGAAGCCGAGGUCGACGGCACAUCGCAGGCCAGACGCACCAGUCCUCCAUACCCUGAUGAUCACUUUCGUUCUUUGCAUGCUGCUGCCGGCGCACAACGUCUAGGAACCCCCGAAGUAAACUCAUCAGGCAUGCGCCGUCAAUCUUCGACUCGUGCCAAAUUUGCAGCUGCUACGCUUCAACCUCCUAACGCCGGGGUAAAUCGACUGAGUUCGACUGCCUCCACGUCUACGACUCGCGCACAGAGAGGUUCCCCUCCACCACCAGAGACACCUGUACUUGGAAAGCCAGCAGGAGGCUUUGAGACCGGAUAUCCCUACGCUCAGAACGCUGCGGCCUCUCGUGCCAAUCAAUAUGCCAAUCCUAUUGCUCGCCCUUCGACCAUGUCGCCAUCGCAACAACCAAUAGAAGUCCCUCGGCCUUGGACACCAACUGAACAACCCGGCAGCUAUCCACAUGGGCCUCCAGUUGCCUUUCAGGGCGAUACUGAGGUCCCUUCUGCGACGAACUACCAGAGCCCUACCAUUGCCGCUUAUCAAAGUCCCCCUCAGCCUACUCAGAACCGCGGAUACCAGAUCUCCCCUGCUCAGCCUGCCCAGCAAUUCGUGACACCACCUGUUCCACAAUUUGGGGUUCCUAUCACUCAAUCCUCUUCUCCUGCCCAGAUCGCUCAACCUACUCAGUAUCUACAAUCGCCCCAAAACAACCAGCCUGGCUCACGCCUGUCCUUCUCUCCUCAGACGCAUCCUCUGGAGCAGGAUAUGCAGCGGUUGCAGAUGGCAGAUGAGCCGCCACCAGCAUAUUCGAGCGUGUCUCAGCAGAGAUUGUUCUCUGGAGCGACUCCUCAGGGUUAUCCGAAUGAGAAGCGUUUGAGUAAUGCUUCCGUGCCUAGCUCCACUUCUUCGCAAGACCCGAAUCUUCGUAGACACCCUGCCUUUGCCAACGAUGCAGGCCAACCUAUCGUACAACAAGCCGUGCAGCAGCCUGUCACCUCCACUCAACCUGGCACUCUAGCACCCAUUCAGGUCAUGUCUCCAAGUCCGGGACCAAGCAUAACACCGGCAUCUCCUCCACCUCUACCUGAAGGAUGGAUAGCUCAUUUAGACCAGAACUCGGGUCAAUAUUACUACAUUCAUUUACCAACCCAAUCGACACAGUGGGAGUUUCCUAAAGGUCCAACUCCCUUGAGUCUCCAGGAACCACUUUCGCCGACUGGUACAUUCGCAAACUCGAUGGCUUCUCCAGCUCUGGGAGGAUUUUCGCAGCCUCUGGCAUCUCCAGGUUCCGCUCCACAAAACGCUUCUUACCACCGCGAUAGCAUGCUGAGCAUGAACAAUCUCGCAAGUCCUACAGUGGCGGGCUUUACUGGACCGCCACCAUCCGCGGGUGUAGACAUGUACAAGGUCGCACCUACGAAUGGCGUCUACUUCGGCCCGUACUUGCGUUAUACGAAUAUAGAUCUGGAGCGAGGUCUCUGGCUCGGCUCCAUCCUCUUGAUCACAGAUGUGCCUCAACCCCCAACCAUCCAUAUCCACCAGAGCACAGACUUGUCUCCUAAUCGCGAACCCAAUCUAUCAACACCAACAUACGAGUUCCUUGUCGCUGGACGCUAUGAGACGAGCUGGCGCUUCAUUUCUCAUUCCGGUAAUGACUUUGCACUAAACGUCAGUGCUAACGAAAGGGCUAAGCUUGGGGGCAUUGGCCUUAUGUGGAAAGACGUUUUGCAAAAGCAUGUCGAGUGUGGUGGUUUCCAUGCUCAGCUCGGCCUUGGUGGUCAGAUCUUUGGCGAUCGUCUUUGGAANGAGGUUCCUGCUCUCAGGCAAUGGACUGCCAUGAGCGGUAAAGAGAACCUNUUCGAUGGCUAUGGCUCUUACCCUGAUUACAUGCAACACUCCAACAUGUUCAAAAACAUCGGUCGCAUCGGUAUCGACAUGUAUCUUCUCUUUCAACAUCAUACGACGCACGAGAUCCUUCGCAACGUUUCAGGCGAUCUGGAUCUCUUCAGUAUCACAGGUAAUGGCUGGCACUUUGUCAAGUAUCUCGGUCCAGCAGUAGUUGUCGUGGGUCCAGACACUCGCUCCGAAAGAGAAUCAGGUAAAGUCAUGGCUGGCCCUACCUACCAAGGACUGUUCCCAAAGGUUGCUCUUUUGCCGCCUAGUGUGCAGCACUGUAUUUGGAUGAUUCCAGUGCCUCUACUUUAUCCGAGACUUGAGACCGCGGAGCACAUAGCGCAUACUAUGGCAACGGGCAANAAAGCCGUCACCGGCACGUUUAACAUGCUAGGUCGGAUGACGAGCUCCGUUGCUGGCGUGGUCGGCGCUAAGGGCGUCGUUGGUGACGGCUUCAGCUCAAUCAAAAAGGCUGUUGGCAAGUCGGGUCUGAUGAGUAGUGUGCUCAGUCCCUUCGGAGAUAUCGAUAUGCUUGAUGAGCUGCGAGAUAUGUGGACGCAUGAAUCAAAGAAUGGACAGCGCAGUGCAGGACCACACCAACCCGUACAAUCGACCGAUACAAAAGAAGAUAUGAUGGAGAUCUUUGUGGCAGAUGUCAAUGGCGCUCCUCGUGAAAUGAAACGUCUCAUGGGACGCAGAAACUAUGUUGCUAUGGUCGCUUAUGAUCCUGAGGUCAACGAGGGUGCUUAUGCGGCACCUGUUAAGUACGGUCCUGUCAUCAUCCCCAGCUUGGAGUUUGGUCGGUGA